GGAUGCUCAGGGACAUCACAGGACUCGAGGCGAUACUUUUUCCACAGAAAUGGCUCGUAUUUUGUGCCUGCUGGCUGUGGGACUCGCUCUGUGCCUGCAGAGCCAGGUCGAUGCUGAGCUGAGCAAGAGUUUCAUCCUGAAGACGGUGAACGAAGCCAAGUCCGUUGUUGAUUCAAGUUAUACAUAUUCUAGACAAGUGAGCGUUGAUCGGGUGAGGAGGAAUGCAGCGAAGCCCUCGGACGUGCUGCGGCUGCUCAAGCAGCCCGCAGGUCCGUCCCGCUCCGCGGUGCGCGCCGCAGACUACAUGGCCAAUACUCUGGAUUUAAUCAAGAGAUCUCUGGAAAGACGCCAAAGACGCUCUAUUAACGCCACCGAUCUGAUCUCCGCCGAGGAGCUGGAAGUCAUUGCUAACCUGACGGGUUGCUCUGCACAACUCCGAAGACCAUCUUGCGCAACACUCGGUGGAAACACUUUUCGCACCCCGAACAGCGCCUGUAACAAUCUGGGAAACGGCCGCUUGGGAUCAUCCAACAUUCCCUUUGUCCGGUGGCUUCCUGCUGAAUAUGAAGAUAACAUUUCUCUUCCUAAGGGCUGGACGUCUGAACUGACAAUCAAUGGUCAUAUUCUUCCACUGGUGAGAGAAGUAUCCAACCGUAUCAUGGCCACAUCUAACUCUGAUGUGGAGAAUGACCCACUCUACACUCACCUGGUGACCAUCUUCGGCCAAUGGACUGAUCAUGACUUGACUUUCACCCCUCACUCUCCUUCCAUCCGUUCCUUCAACGGUGGUAUUGAUUGCGAGAAGAGCUGCGACCGCACUGAACCCUGCUUCCCCAUUGAGAUUCCGGAUGACGACCCCCGCUUUGAAGAACACCCAGAGGAAUGUAUGCCCUUCUCCCGCUCUGCACCAGCCUGUGGUUCUGGCAACCUCGGCCACCUCUUUGGGGCCAGCACUGUCCGCCAACAGAUGAACACUCUCACGGCCUUCAUCGACGUCGGUCAGGUCUACGGCUCCGAUGACGUCAAAGCUCGCUCCCUCCGAGACCUGAGUACAGACGAGGGACUGCUGAGGGUCAACACAGAGUUUGAUGACAACGGCCGAAACCUGCUUCCAUUUGCCACAGGCCACAACAUGUGCGCAACCAGAAGGCGCAUAACCAACGACAGCGAUGCAGAGGAGGUGCCAUGCUUUUUUGCUGGUGAUGAACGCUCCAACGAGAACAUCGGCUUGGCUUCUUUGCACACUCUCAUGAUGAGAGAGCACAACCGCCUCGCAAAGGGCCUCGCUGAACUCAAUCCUCACUGGGACGGUGAGAGACUCUACCAAGAGACACGCAAAAUCAUGGGGGCUUACCUUCAGGUUAUCACUUUCCGGGAUUACCUCCUUCACAUUGUUGGACCAGAGUACAUUUCCACCACGCUGUCCACCUACCCGGGAUAUGAUGAGAAUGUAGACCCCAGCAUCUCCAACGUUUUUGCCACAGCCGCCUACAGAUUUGCUCAUCUGAUGGUCCAACCUUUCAUGUUCCGUCUUGAUGAGGAUUAUGAGCAACACCCGGAUUUCCCCAGCCAGUUGUUGCACAGAACCAUGUUUACGCCAUGGAGAAUAACUUCUGAAGGGGGUUUGGAUCCAAUCAUCAGAGGACUUGUGGGUCGCCAAGCCAAGCUGAACACGCAGGAUAAAAUGAUGACUGAAGAGUUGAGGGAGAGACUGUUUCAAUUUUCUGUAGAGCUGGCACUAGAUCUGGCUGCGCUGAACUUGCAGAGGGGCAGAGACCAUGGAAUCCCUGGUUACAACAAAUGGCGUGACUUUUGCGGCCUCUCACAACCCAAAAAUCAGACAGAGCUGGCCGCAGUUUUGAACAACACAGACCUUGCCCGGAGACUGCUUGAUCUGUAUGGCACACCCGACAACAUUGAUUUGUGGCUGGGAGGAGUCGCUGAGCCUUUCGUCCCUGGAGGAAGAGUUGGACCCCUCUUUGCAUGCCUGAUUGCCUCUCAGUUCCAAAGGAUUCGCCAGGGAGACCGUUUUUGGUGGGAGAAUGAUGAAGUCUUCACCGAAGCCCAGAGGGGGUCUAUUAGGGAGACAUCUCUUGCACGUAUAAUCUGCGAUAACACUGGGAUCACUGAGGUACCUGAGAAACCUUUCCAGUACCGACCCAGAGGGGCCGGUUAUACCCAGUGCGAUGACAUCUCUGCUUUUGAUCUCAAUCCUUGGAAAGAGGAUGAAUCUGGUGAAUAUUCAGGACCUUCAGGACGUUCAGGACCUCCAGGACCUAAAGGACCUUCAGGACCAACUGGACCAGCAGGGCCACGUGGUCCUCGAGGCCCCCCUGGACCUCCUGGAAAUGCAGACAAAGUUGCCUUUUCUGUCCGCCUGGGCAACAAUUUCCCCAAAGCUGGCACCCCCAUCCCCUUCCAUGAUGUCAUCUACAAUGGACAGAACAGCUAUAACCCUAAGACCGGGUUUUUCACGUGUGAGAUCGCGGGCGUUUAUGAGUUUGAGUUUCAUGGCACAAUUUAUGAGAAUGCCGCCAGCAUUGAUCUCCUCCGUAAUGGCCACCUGAUUCUGCACUCAUUUACAACUCGCCAGAGUGGGUACAUCUCAGCCAGUGGCAGCACCUUCAUCAAACUUAAUAAGGGAGACAAGGUCUGGUUGGUGGCUAACCAUGGUGGAAAUGGCCUUACCACUGACAGCUUCUUCUCGGGACAUCUUCUCUUCACAGAGUAGGAGGUCUGCAGCAACUGUCGACCCACAAACCUGCAAAAACACAAGUUCUGUGUUGAACCCUAAACUAAAGCAUAAAAAUGAAAUGGGUGAAAAUGUGACUAUAAAUCAAGUAAUCAAAUCUCUGCUUGUUUGAUUUCAACCAAGUUGACAGAAAACAACAUGUAAAGAACAUUACAUUGGUUGACUGUUUGAUGAUCUUUGUUUUUGAUGAAGUAAUUUAUGCCUAAAUAAUGCACUGAUAUUGUACUGUAUGUUUACAAGUAGCAUAUAGAAAAGGGAAAUACUUAUUUUAAAUGUAAUUUUAUUUAACUUCGACGCACAAAUAUGAUUUUUAGAUUCAGAAUUAUUCAUUCAAUUGUCUUUCAAUCCUCUGAAAGAUUAAUGUUUUGUAGCCUUUAUAUGGCAAAUGUAAAACAUCAGGUUAACAUCUCAAAUGUGUACGGCUUCAGUUUUUAUUAGGCCUUGGUUUUAUUGCUUGAUUCUGAAUCACCAUAUGUUUAAUAAAUAAAAUCUGUACAAAGUGA
Molecule: messenger RNA, 3255 nt
Organism: Cololabis saira (Pacific saury)
Lineage: Eukaryota; Metazoa; Chordata; Actinopteri; Beloniformes; Belonidae
Product: eosinophil peroxidase-like
Exons: 16
Coding region: 50-2731 (893 amino acids)
Biological process (GO): response to oxidative stress
Molecular function (GO): protein binding; peroxidase activity; heme binding
Source: RefSeq, a predicted model, not a curated record